GCUGCGGCUCCGGGGGGCGGCGGCGCAGCGAGACUGCAAGAAGAUUCCCAUUUGGCUUGCUGCAAAUUCCAAGGAAGGCACAACUGAAGGCACAUCUGCUGCCAUGGUGAAUGAGAAGCACAAUGGCAACCUGCUUGUGCAGCUGGGACCCAAACUGCAGGCCUACCCGGAGAAGCUGCUCCGGCAGCGUCGAGGCCACAACGGCCGGCCUGAAUACCUGAUCCAGUGGAGUGUGAUUAGCUUGGAAGAGAGAGCAGUGGGAGGCAGCAGUGCCUCCUGUGCAGAGACCAAGCCAGAGAACAUCUCGAUGUGGAUGUCUGCAGAAGAGGUCUGUGCCAGCUGCCCAGCACUGCUGGGCAAGAGUAAGCUGGAAGGGCCGUGGGUGAAAGAGGAGAAGGCACCAAGUCCGUUGGCUGCAGAUGUCCCGCUGGACGAAGCCUCGCUGCUGGAGAUGAAGGCUGAUGUCGGGAGCCUGGUGCAGCGAGCCAUGCGGCAGUUGGCCGAGGCCGGGACGCCCAAGUGCUCCAUCCUGAACACUGUGCACGUGCUGAGCGCCUACGCCGGCAUUGGCUCUCUGGCGGGUGCCUUCAGGGAGACGGGAGCCCUGGACGUGCUGAUGAAGAUGCUGUGCCACCGGGAGAAGCAGAUCCGCCACAGUGCCGGCAAGAUGCUGCGGACCCUGGCUUUGCAGGAUGCAGAGAGCCGGGCCUAUGUCCUGCUGUCCCUGAGCCAGCAGGAUGGCAUUGAGCAGCACAUGGACUUUGACAGUCGCUGCACCUUGCUGGAGCUGUUUGCUGAGAUAACAUCCUCUGAAGAGCAGUGCAUGUCCUUUGAGGGGAUUCACCUUCCACAGAUCCCUGGGAAGCUGCUGUUUGUCCUGGUGAAGCACUACCUGUGUGUCACUUCUCUCCUGGACAAGAUGAGCGGUGAUGUGGAGCAGGGAGAGGAGCAGCAGGGGUGCGCUGUACCCAGCCUGCUCCCUGAGGAGAGGAGCCGUGUGAAGCAGGAGUUUGAGUUCAGCAUGGCCAUGGCAAACCUCAUCUCGGAGCUGGUGCACGCGAUGGGCUGGAACCACAACCACAAGCCAGAGCUGUCGCCCCGACAGGAGCUCCGGCCUCGCACCACCCGCUCCAUCUUCCAGCAAAAGACUCCAGCCAGCACUGCUGUCCAAAUGCCUGUACUCAGUUCAAACCAUGGUCCCCACAAAAAGCAGGGCCGUACCUUCUUGACUCGGUCAGACUUCGCAGACAGCAGUGACUAUGUGGAGUACUUACAGGCAAACCUGGUGCGUGGCAUGAGGGUGCGCUUGCUGGAGGACUGUGGUGACGUUAGAGCUGGGGAGGAAGGCGAGUUUCUUCAGAGCACUAACAGCAUGCACACAGUACAGGUUUUAUGGCGGUCAACAGGUCGAAUCUACUGGAUGCGUUGGCAAAUAUUGGAGAUUAUUGGCUUUGGAGACUGGUGGGAAGAUCCUGCUGCUCAGGAAAAGGAAUAUAGUCCAAUAAAGAGCUUUAAUCUAGACACAGUUGCACAGCCAUUUUUGUGCAAGCCCUUGGGAGGUCUGUACUCCCUGCCUUACCUGGGGCAGCCGCCGACCAAGGCUGCAGAGGCCCUGAGCCGUGCCGAGUGGUGGGAGCUGCUCUUCUUUGUGAAGAAGCUGGAAGCACAGGAGCAGAAAGAGAUCACCUUUCUCAUCCAGCAUGACCAGGGAGAGCAGGUAUGGGCCAGUGCCUGCACUGGUGGGGUGCCUGUGGGUGCUGGUUUUGUGAGUGCAUGGCACCCUGGAAGCUGCUGGGGGUGUUACUGCUUCCUGAUGCCUCCCUCCCUCUGGCCAGUGUUGGGCAGCUCCAAAGGGGUGAGCGAGAGCGGCUCGCUGGCCGAGAUUGCAGCCAUGGUGGACAUGAUUGAGAGCAGCAGCUCAGCGGUGGGGCUGCGCUUAGCUGGGCUCAAGCAAAUCUUGAAGAUCCUGGAGGAGGAGCCCAAGUCCGAGCAGCAAGUUGGCACAGCCCAGGGCAGGCUGGGGACCGGGAGCGCUGGGGAGAAGCUGGUGCAAGUGGCGGUGGAGCUGUUGAGCACUGAGGUGGCAGAGAAGGCGCUGGUGGCGGUGACGCUGCGGCUGCUGGCCGUGCUGAUGGCGCAGCACGAGUGGCGUGUGCCGUUUGCCACAGAGGGUGGCGUGCGGGCCGUGCUGGCCUGCAUGCAGCAGCACAGCUCCUCCGCCCUGGUGCAGCAGGCUGGCCUGGCGGCCCUGAAGGUGCUGGUGGGAGCUGCAGAUGGUGAGCCAGGAGGUGGGAAGUCCUUGUCCUGGAACCAUGCUGACGUGCAGAUGAUGCGGGAGAUCUUUGCCAGCAUCGGCUCUGCCUCCAGCGAGGGCUCUGCCAGUCUGCUGAGUACUAUCCCUGCUGCCCUGAGCACUAUGCAGAGGGUCCCAGGGGGCUCCUCAGGAGUGCAGAACGGCUUGCUGGUGGUGAACAUGCUGAUGGAUGGGCACCGGGGCCUUGCGGAGCAGCUGGCGAGUUGCGACCUCCCGGCGGUGCUGCAGAGCUGCUGGAGGGAUGGGCAGAGCAGCGGCUGCCCUCAUGCGGUGCUGGCCCUCCGCGCCAUCAACUGCCUCGCAGAGCACGGGCUGCCCCUGGGCCUGGAGGCAGCAGGCAGAGAAGCCCCACUGGACCUGAAAGGUGUGCAGAUGCUUCUGGGCAGCCUGGAGGAUGGCGCUUUGUCCAAGGAGGUGGUGGUGGCCCUGGAACGGCAGCUCUGCGGUGAAGGCUCUGUCCCCUCUGGGCAGGUGGCCCAGCUGCUGCAGGACCACAGCUGCUUCAGGCUGCUGCUCCGCAGCUUGGAGCUGCUGGGGGUGGAGAAGGCUGUGAGCCUGAGCAUCCUCAGGAUCCUGAACAAGUUCCUGGACAGUUAUCAGGAGGAUGUGCUGCCCUGGCACGAGUGUGUGGAGCCCUGUGUGUCCUCCCUGAGCGCCCACAGCAGCAGCUGGGAGGUGCUGCAGGAGGUCGUUGGCUUCCUGCACCGCCUGGCCACUGCCAGCAAGGACUGUGUGGUGGUGAUGUGCCACGUGGGCACCCACGAGGCUCUGUCCAAAGCCCUGGAAAAGCACAGUGUGGCUCCGUCGCUGGCGCCAGCCCUGCUCAACCUGGUGACGGACUGUGAGAAGUACACCAGCCUCUACAAGAAGCUGAUGACCAGAAUCUUGGCUGGCUGCAUCCAGCUGGUCCUGGGGCAGAUUGAGGAGCACCGCCGGAGUCACCAGCCCAUCACCAUACCCUUCUUUGAUGUCUUCCUGCAAAACCUGUGCCGAGUGUCCAGCCUGGAGGUGAAGGAAGACAAGUGUUGGGAGAAGGUGCAGGUCUCCUCCAACCCACACCAGGCCAGCAAGCUCACGGACAGGAACCCCAAGACAUACUGGGAGUCAAAUGGCAGCACUGGCUCCCACUUCAUCACUGUGCACAUGCAGUGUGGUGUGGUGAUCAGGGAGAUGAGCAUGCUGGUGGCCAGUGAGGACUCCAGCUAUAUGCCAUCCCGCGUCGUGGUGCUGGGUGGGGACAGCCCUGCCACCAUCAGAACGGAGCUCAACACAGUUACCAUCCUGCCUUCAGACAGCAGAGUGAUCCUGCUGGAGAACAUGACCCGCUUCUGGCCCAUCAUCCAGAUCCGGGUGAAGCGGUGCCAGCAGGGUGGCAUUGACACACGUGUGCGUGGCAUCGAGGUGCUGGGUCCCAAGCCCACUUUCUGGCCCGUCUUCAAGGAGCAGCUGUGCCGGCGGACAUUUCUCUCCUGCACUGCUCAGGCUCAUGCCUGGGGCCAGGAGAUCUGCCGGGACCGGGGGCAACUGCUGCAACUCUUUGGCAGGAGCUGGCACAUGCUGACAUGGCAGAAGUCGGCCAGGCGCAGCAGGAUCUCAUGGCCACAGGCACUGCAGAGCCCCCCAGCUUGGCCCAAGGGCCAUUUCGAGCAGGUUCCAGGGGCAGCAAGGGGCCCUGGCUGGUGGGCGUCCUUCCUGACUGCCCUGCAUGUGAGUGAGCAGUUUGCCCGCUACCUUGAUGUGCAGAUCCAGGAGCUCCGCAGGGCAGCACAGGGCAGCACAGGGCCACUGGAGCGGCUGCAGCAGUUCUUGGAGCCCUUUGUCGUCUUCAGUGGCCUGGAGCUUGCCCACAGCUUUGAGCACUUCUACAGGCACUACCUGGGGGACCGGCUCCUGACGCAAGGGCCGUCUUGGCUGGAAGGAGGCAUCGUGGAGCAGAUUGGGCUGUGCUUCCCCAGCCGCUUUCCCCAAAAUAUGCUGAGCAACUUGGCUGAGUCAGAGGAGCUCCAGCGGCAGUUCUGCCUCUUCCAGCUGCAGGAGCAGGAUAAGCGGCUGCUGGAGCUGGACAUGGGCCUGGAUGAGGUGCUGGAGACAGCCUCGGUGGCAGAUGUGCCAGAGGUGAAGGUGCUGGCCCUGUCCCCGCGCUGCUGGCCUGUUUCCCCACUCUGUUACAUGGAUAACCCUGGGAGGUUUUUCUCGGCAACGCUGAGCUCCCCCCUGGAUGAGUUUGCUGACUUCUGCCAGCAGAGCCAGAGCCAGCUGGGCUGGGAGUGCACGAAGCCCCGGCGAUUGCAGUGGACGUGGCUGGGCCAUGCUGAGCUGCAGUUUGGAGACUGUGUCCUCCACGUGUCCACGCUACAGAUGUACAUCCUGCUGUGCUUCAACAGUGCUGAGGAGGUGGCUGUGGAGGCCCUGCUGCAGGCUACAGGGCUCCCUGCUGACCUGGUGCACCACGCGCUGACACCGCUGACCCACGGCCAGGGCGUCCUGGUGCGGAGCUGCACACUGGGAGGUGCACUGCAGCUGAACCAGGUAGCCCUGGCCCAGGCCUCUGGCCACCACCUGAGGCUGCUGCCUCAGCAGAGGUACCUGCGGACAGAGAGGGCCGAGGUGAGCGCCCUGGAAAGGAAGAGGAACGUCCUCUGCUGCCUCAUCACCCGCAUCCUCAAGGUGGAGAAGCAGCUCCACGUCGACAACCUGGUGUUCAGGGUGAUUGAUGCCUGUCAAAAGGGUGAACUGGGGCCAGGUGUGCAGUUUCUGAGCUUCUGCUGCCACAGCGUGGACGUGCUGUCCUGUGUCCUGUACCUGUUGAACCAGGGCUAUCUCCGGCGCCAGGAGGGGAGGCCUCAUGUCUUGGAAUACAUCUCUGCUGAACCUAUGACACCUCUUGGGGGCCAGGCACAGAUGACUUUCCAGUGCAGGCCACCACAGGCAUCUCCAGAUGAGGACAGCAUAGACAGCCUGCAUUGGUUGAAUUCUGGCAUAGGCAGGGCAGAAGAAUAUCUUAUGGCAAUGCUGCAGGUGCCAAUGGGGCACACGCUUAGUCCAGAGGAGGCAAAGCUGCUCAUGAACCAGACAGUACAGCAGGUCCAGGACACUCUGAGCAUAUCGGAUGACGUUGCUCGGCACCUCCUCAUGCACUGUCGGUGGAAUGUGGAUUUCCUGAUCCAGUGCUAUGUGGAGAACCGUGAUGCUCUGCUCAUCUCCUCGGGGCUGCAAGUGCAGGAUGUCCAGCCUCCUCCGAGCCCUGGAACCCACUGCCCAGUCUGUGUGAACCAGCUGUGUCCCACUGAGAAGCCACCAACCCUCUGCUGCAUGCACUACUGCUGCAAGCCCUGUUGGAGUGAAUAUCUCAUGACUCGCAUUGAACAGAACAUGGUUGUCAACUGCACCUGUCCCAUAUCCGAGUGCUGUGCACAGCCAACCACAGCCUUCAUUUACUCCAUUGUGUCCUCUGAGGAGAUCAUAGCGAAGUAUGAAAAAGCCCUCCUCAGACGCUAUGUUGAGUGUUGCUCCAACCUGACAUGGUGCACCAACCCUCAGGGCUGUGAUCAGAUCCUCCUUAAGGAUGGACUUGGUUAUGGAGCAGCCUGUUCCAAGUGCUCCUGGAUAUCCUGCUUCAACUGCAACUUCCCAGAGGCCCAUUAUCCUGCCAGCUGCAGCCACAUGUCUCAGUGGGUAGAUGAUGAUGGAUACUAUGAAGGAAUGACAAGUGAAGCCCAAAGCAAACAUCUGGCUAAGCUCAUUUCGAAGCACUGCCCAAACUGCCAGGCUCAGAUAGAGAAAAAUGAGGGUUGCCUGCAUAUGACAUGUGCAAAGUGUAGUCAUGGCUUCUGUUGGCGUUGCCUCAAGCCCUGGAGACCGAAUCAUAAGGAUUAUUACAACUGCUCUGCUAUGGUUAGUAAAGCAGCUUGGCAGGAGAAGCGUUUUCAGGAUUACAAUGAGAGAUGCACCUUUCAUCAUCACGCAAGGGAAUUUGCCACGAGUCUGAGGAACAGUAUUUCUUCCAUCAGAGAGAUGCCAAAAAUUAGGAACUUGACCUUUGUUCUUGAUGCCUGCAAAGUGCUAGAACAGGCACGAAAGGUGCUGGCUUACUCCUGUGUGUACAGCUACUAUAACCAGGACACUGAGAGCAUGGAUAUUGUGGAACAGCAGGCUGAGAGCCUAGAGCUGCUCACUAAUGCUCUGCAGAUCCUUCUGGAGGAGACCCUGCUGCAGUACCAGGACCUGGCCUCCUCUCUUCAGCUUCUGAAAGCAGAGCAUUUCAGUGCUGGUUUGGAGUUGGUACGCCAGAUCAAGGAGCGUCUCUUUGCAAUUCUCUGGCACUCCACACAGGAUUUCCAUGUUGGGCUCCAGUCUUCAGGAGAUCCUGGUCAGAGAAAGUUGAAACUCGCAAAUGUGCCUACUUCAGCCCUUGCCUAUACAGGGCAAAAACGUACCAUCUUGUGUGACUCCCCCAACACAGAUGAAGGUGGCAAAGAGGUUGAAGAUGAGGAGUAUGAUCCACAGUGGCAGGAAGACUAUGAUGACGAUGAUGACCUUGAUGAAGACAACUUUCUGAUUGAUAAUGAAUCAGAUUGUGAUUCCUACUUUGAUGAUGAUGAUAGCUAUCAUAGCUAGAAGACACCAUAGAAGUGGUCUGCCACCCAGCCUGCCAGCCUGGACCUCUGCCUCUACUCUGUUUCAACCAGUUUGUGUUAGUGUUUUUCCUCAAAGGCAGGGAGGAGCUCUCAAGCGGAACAAAGCAUUUCCUCUGGGAGGCUAAUUGCUCAGUGACUCUUCUUUAAUAUGCAAAACCAUUGCUCUGGGCAGCUAGUCUGUGUUCCUGUGGCCACGUCUCUCAGAAAGAUAUCUCCUUGCCUUUUUUCCUUGUCUUCAGUUCUGCCUAUAGGUAUUUGAGUUAGAAAGUCACAGUCCACCUGCAAAGUUAGGACUACUUGCCACCUGUUAAAGGGCUGCUCAUUGUCCUUAGAUGUGCUCUUCCCAAGGUCUGAGCACAGGUGAGUGUGGCAUGUAUCCUAGCAUGGCACUGUUUAGAAAUGGCCAGUGUCUAGAAAUGCUGUAGAGUGAUGCAUUUACACUCAAGUCAAAGCCUUGCAUCUGGAGCUGGUGGGAUUCCCUCCAGAGCCACAGAUGGAUGUGGUUCAGUUCCUCUAGUUGAGAGGGGCAGCAUUUUUGCUGUUGGAGUUUUCUUCUCUGCUGUGAAGCAGGAAGGGCUACGAGUGACACAAGUUUGCAGGACUGUUUAAGUGUAUAAACAUAUGUUAUAUAUAUAUAUAUAUAUGCAGAGAUUGUUCAGAUAAUACUUUAUCUUUGCAAAAAAAAAAA
Molecule: messenger RNA, 7639 nt
Organism: Lepidothrix coronata (blue-crowned manakin)
Lineage: Eukaryota; Metazoa; Chordata; Aves; Passeriformes; Pipridae
Gene: CUL9
Product: cullin 9
Exons: 39
Coding region: 104-6931 (2275 amino acids)
Biological process (GO): ubiquitin-dependent protein catabolic process
Molecular function (GO): ubiquitin protein ligase binding; zinc ion binding
Source: RefSeq, a predicted model, not a curated record